ACCCAGAUUUCUCACUAUCAAACUGAAUGUGGAAUUCUAUCAUGUUAUGAUGAAUCUUACCUCGAGGAUCUUUUACUAUCCGUACCUUAUCUGAAGAGAGGGGGAGAAAUGGUUCCCAUUGGUAUAAAGAUGGAGAACCAGAGGACACAGAUUUAAGGAUUUGAUCCAUUAAGAUAUUGAAAAUUAGGAAACCAUGGAGAAAAAUAAGAACAGGAAGAAGCUGCGAAUCUGUGUUGCCACCUGUAACCGUGCAGAUUACUCCAAGCUCGCACCCAUUAUGUUUGGCAUCAAGGAACAACCUGAUCUUUUUGAUCUGAAAGUGGUUGUUUUAGGAUCUCAUUUAAUUGAUGACUAUGGAAAUACAUAUCGAAUGAUUGAGCAGGAUGAUUUUGAUAUUAACACAAGUUUGCAUACGAUAGUUCGAGGUGAGGAUGAAGCAGCCAUGGUCGAGUCAGUCGGCCUUGCUUUGGUGAAAUUACCUGAUGUGCUGAACCGUCUGAAGCCAGAUCUCAUGAUCGUUCAUGGAGACAGGUUUGAUGCGUUGGCAGUCGCCACCUCAGCUGCAUUGAUGAAUAUUCGGAUUCUGCACAUGGAAGGAGGUGAAGUCAGUGGCACCAUCGACGACUCAAUCCGACAUGCCAUCACCAAAUUGGCCCAUUAUCAUGUGUGCUGCACUCGUAGUGCUGAGCAACAUCUGAUAGCUAUGUGCGAGGAUCACAAUCGAAUUCUGUUGUCUGGCUGUCCGUCUUAUGACAAAUUGCUCACAGCAGGAUCCAAGGAUUACCUCAGCAUUUUGCAGACGUGGCUAAGCAAAGAUGUGAAACCUCGAGAGUACAUCGUGGCUUUACAGCAUCCAGUUACCACCAACAUUAAACAUUCCGUUAAAAUGUUCGAGCUUACACUCGAUGCUCUAAUAACAUUCAACAAACGCACAUUGAUUCUGUUUCCGAACAUUGAUGCAGGAAGUAAAGAAAUGGUGCGAGUGAUGAGAAAAAAAGGAAUUGAACAGAAUCCAAAUUUCCGGGCAGUGAAGCAUAUUCCCUUUGAACAAUUUAUCCAGAUGGUUGCACAUGCUGGCUUAAUGAUUGGUAACAGUAGUUGUGGGGUGCGGGAAGCAGGUGCAUUCGGCACACCUGUCAUCAACCUGGGAACACGCCAAACUGGAAGAGAAACAGGUGAAAACGUUCUCCAUGUGCGGAAUGCCGACAGUCAGAAUAAAAUACUGCACGCUCUGCAACUCCAGUUCGGGAAAUUAUACCCUUGCUCGAAGAUCUAUGGUGAUGGCAAUGCAGUUCCACGGAUAUUGAAGUUCCUAAAGUCGAUAGACAUGGAUGAGCCUUUGCAGAAGAAGUUUUGUUUCCCACCAGUGAAAGAGUGCAUCUCACAAGAUAUUGACCAUAUCCUGGAAACACAGAGUGCUUUAGCUGUUGAUUUGGGGGGAACAAAUCUGCGGGUGGCUAUUGUCAGCAUGAAGGGUGAAGUCAUAAAGAAGUACACUCGGGCCAAUCCCAAAACAUAUGAUGAAAGAAUUGAGUUGAUUCUGAAGUUGUGUGUAGAGGCCGCAGCUGAAUCAGUGAAGCUUAACUGCAGAAUUCUUGGAGUUGGCAUUUCCACAGGUGGCCGUGUCAACCAUAAUGAAGGAAUUGUGCUUCAUUCUACCAAACUUAUUCAGGAAUGGGUCUCUGUGGAUCUGCGGACACCAAUAUCAGACAUCCUUCACCUGCCGGUUUGGGUAGACAAUGAUGGCAAUUGUGCUGCUUUGGCAGAAAGAAAGUUUGGCCAAGGCAAAGGAUUGGAAAAUUUUGUAACUGUGAUCACUGGCACAGGAAUUGGAGGGGGAAUCAUCCACAAUAAUGAGCUGAUUCAUGGCAGCACGUUCUGUGCAGCAGAGUUUGGACACAUUAUGGUGUCAAUGGAUGGGCCUGAAUGCACGUGUGGAAGUAAGGGCUGUAUGGAAGCUUACGCUUCAGGAAUAGCGUUGCAGAGAGAGGCAAAAAGAUUACACGACGAGGAUUUGCUCAUGUUGGAAGGAAUGUCUCUCAAAAAUGAAGAAACAGUCAGUGCAAUUCAUCUCAUUCAAGCUGCCAAACUAGGGAGCACUGAGGCACAAAAAGUCCUCCGAACAGCUGGGUGUGCUCUUGGAGUUGGUAUUACGAACAUUCUGCACACAGUGAAUCCAUCUCUUGUUAUCCUUUCUGGAGUCCUGGCUGCUCAUUAUGAGAGUAUUGUGAAGGAGGUGGUUGCUCAACGUGCCCUGACAUCCACCCAGGCAGUGGAGAUAGCUGUCUCUGGUCUCUCUGAUCCCGCACUCCUUGGAGCAGCUAGUAUGGUUUUAGAUUACACAACGCGCAGAACCUAUUAGACCAAUGGGAGUUUGUCCCCAGAAUUGUCCUUGUCUCUGUUUACAUUAUGAAAUUAGUUUAUGCUUUAUUCUCAACUAUUUUUAUUUAUUUAUUCAGUCUUCCAUGUGGAUUUAGUACUGCCCUGAAACUAAAUUCAGGGGAAAGGUCAAACGCAACUGUCCUCCGGCUGUGAUAGUUUAUCUUUCUGUUCCUUUGCCAACACUAUUUCUAAAUCUCUCUCUCCCACAGAAUGCCUGACAUUUAUAAAGUUCAUGAAGGAUCAGAGAGAGAAUAUUUCUGUAAAAUUCCAUAGUGAUUUAUAAACUACCUUUGGCUUAAGCUAAUUCUUACCAAUUUUGUGUGAGAAUUUUGAGCUCAUGACCAAGGUGUAAAGGUGAGCAGAACUAUUAGUUCAGAGGGCUAAUAGAAAUUAUAACAGAAUGCUGCUGUGCCCUAUAACAUCCUAGGCUGCAGAAUCUGAUUAGUAACCUCAUUCCCAUAAAGAUGAAGCAAUCCUGGAGCUGCAGCUUUGAUCUAGAUUCAUAUCAAGUUCCAAAACCUUUUUGGGUAUGCAGACACUAAACAUGUCAAAAAGGGAAUAGGGUUUGCAAUCGCAAUCACUCUUGCCACAUCAGCUGCCCUAGUACAGCAUCUAAUGCAGAUUCACCUUUUAAUUGCAGAACGCUGAACCAUUCAUACAAUCUACCCUUGCACACAAAGGGGAUGAAGUCGCCACCACCUGCAUGGUGAAAAUGAGCCCAGUUCUUAUUCUUGCCUCUGUUGCCAGUUCACAUCAUUCAUGGCCUGACCAAGCCCUCAAGAGGAGCAGAGCUAUAAAACCCUCCCAGUCCCCCAUUUAACUUUAUCAACGAUUGUCACUCUUAAGGCAGGGAAACCAACGAAAGCUUGUUUAAAAAAUUGUGCGUGGCACAAGUGAAUGGCUGGAAGUUGUGCUGCUUACACAUUUGGUAAAGAUUCCUGAUUGGAAAUGUAGUAGAAUAUGGUACGCUAGGGUUUGUUUAUACAGUGAGAUGAUGAGGGGUGGGGAGGAGGCUCACCUUGAGCAUAAACACCAGCAUAGAUUAGUUGGGCCUUGUGGACUGUGCUGUAGACACUAACUAGAUGUAACCAAUACAGUUUAGACAAAGGGAAUAAAAAUCAAGAUACAGUUUGCAGGUGACAUGAAAAAGAUGGCAUGUGGAACUUUCCAAACCCAAUAAAUCUCAAAUACUGAAUGGUGAUCCAUUCUCUGAUACAAUCCCUGAGAAGGACUCGAAUGGUGAGUGCAGGGAUUGUGAAUGAACUGUCCGAUAUAAAUUCUGUACUUGCCAUUUAUCAGUGGAUAUUCUGUCAAUGCCAUGUGUAGUGUAGAAUGUAUUUCAGCUAAAUUCUAGGUAACUUGUUACUGUAUCACUCAUAUGAGACAUAUGAACAAUAUUUCUGUGCAAAAUGAUUUUCAUUCCUAAUCUAGUGAAAUUUAUUAUUAUUUUGAAACAUCUUUUGCAGGAAUUCAAGUAACUAGACUGCAAUAUUUAAAUAACUUGUCAUGGAAUUAGUUUAACUAUUUCUGAGAAUCACUGGUCCUUGACUAUUUUAACAAUUCCAAUAAUGUUAACCAUGUAUUUCAUGGCUUCUAGCAGUAGGUUGGCAUUAACAGAGUCACAAUCAGUUUUUCAGAUUUUUUCUUCAAUUUGCCAGUCUUGAAAUCUAUAUUUUUGUAAUUUGUGUCAAUCACUGAGAUAAACACUUCAACUAAAUCAGUGACAGAUAGUGAAACAAGGUUGCAGCUAAUGUGUGACUCCUUCCUUUCACUGCCAUUUCUGCCUUAUUUUAAAAAGAUAUAAAUGUAGUAGAUUAAUGGUGAUAAUGAGUGCUGUAAUCAGUUAAUUAUCACAAGCCUUCUGUGCUGUUUUAGGAGUUGCUUAGGGAGGAAGGAGGGUGUAGUUGUUUUAGUUUUUUGAAUGUAAGGAUAGUGGGUGAACUGGUUAUAAGGCAGUAGAUUAAGGUUGUGGAUAUGUUAGUUUUGGGCAUUUAAGGAGAGGGAAGUAAAUGUAUUGAUUACAGGGUAAUAAAGAUAGGUGUUAGCGUAUAGGUUUUAAGGAAAUAAAGACAAAGAUUUAAUGUAGAAAAAGAUAAAAACCUUUUUCUUUAUUAUCAACAGAAUUACUGUUUCCAACUUAUCUGCAGUAAAGUUUAGUCAAAAUUUUCUUUUUUUUGUCUGUCUUGAACUUGUUUCUUUUUCAUUUCCAUCAAAUUCAGGAAAGAUGGUACUGAUUGUAAUUAAUUUAUUAUCUAAUAAUUGUAUAGAAAUAGCAAAAUCAUUUAUUCUGUUAGAAAAGGACAAGCCACGGAGAUCUUUACGUGUGAUCAUGAAGGAGUUGUGUUUCCCACAACCAUCACUAAUGAAACUCUGUUCAUUCCUUAAUUCAGUUUAAGGAAGAAAAUGUAACAUAUUUUUGGAAAUUUUAAUUUUGGUAUUAAAAACCCAUUGGUUAAAAUCCUUA
Messenger RNA from Carcharodon carcharias (great white shark), 4846 nucleotides. It is a transcript of the gene gne, whose product is annotated as glucosamine (UDP-N-acetyl)-2-epimerase/N-acetylmannosamine kinase. Bases 194 to 2362 code for a protein of 722 amino acids. The record is from RefSeq and is a predicted model, not a curated record. Lineage: Eukaryota; Metazoa; Chordata; Chondrichthyes; Lamniformes; Lamnidae. The transcript has 12 exons. Gene Ontology annotation, biological process: UDP-N-acetylglucosamine metabolic process. Gene Ontology annotation, molecular function: N-acylmannosamine kinase activity; hydrolase activity, hydrolyzing O-glycosyl compounds; UDP-N-acetylglucosamine 2-epimerase activity.